Aspergillus welwitschiae is the source of this 2029-nucleotide messenger RNA. RefSeq names its product inositol polyphosphate multikinase. Bases 207 to 1907 code for a protein of 566 amino acids. Gene Ontology annotation, molecular function: inositol hexakisphosphate kinase activity; inositol-1,4,5,6-tetrakisphosphate 3-kinase activity. Gene Ontology annotation, biological process: inositol phosphate biosynthetic process; phosphatidylinositol phosphate biosynthetic process. Gene Ontology annotation, cellular component: cytoplasm; nucleus. The record is from RefSeq and is a predicted model, not a curated record. Lineage: Eukaryota; Fungi; Ascomycota; Eurotiomycetes; Eurotiales; Aspergillaceae. The transcript has 2 exons.
AUCGCCGGCGUGCGGCAUCAUAGCGCCUGAUAUUAUACUUCCUCUGGGAUGCACUCGAGCCUUCUCGGGUGAUUACAUUUCUAAUACCGCCAUUUCUUGGAGUUCAUAUCGGGAAUCCCUGGGCGGUGCAGGUUUGCUCGGGCCGCCUGGUGUUCCCUUGGAAGGUCAGUCCAUUGUCCAGCGCGAGAGAGAGAGCGGAUGCUUGCAUGAUUCUCCGCGGUUGCACGUCACUUCAGCUCGGAACAAAACCAGCAACUUCCACCACUUCUUCUCACCACCACCACCUCCUGUGGCUUGUCCCUCCUUUUUUCUGCCAACCCUUUGUUUGCCCUGUCGACCGAAUUUACUCUCUCCUUUGUUUGAUUGCCUCCUUUCCCUCCUUUUCUCUUCUCCGGCAGUUGCCUGAAUAUAUAUACUAUAUACAUAUUUUUUUUUCUCUCUUAACCCGACUCGUACUGCGCCCUUCCGCAUCGCUUCCAGUUCUCAUCGCCCGUGACUCAACUCAUGCGGAAUGCCGUCUAGAAUCCAACGGUCUCUGUUGGACAGUGAAUAAUCCCCAUAGUUCUUCGGAAACUCAAAACAUGUCUUCGUCGCGGUCGGACAGCUUGAAAACCCAGAAACUGGACACCGACAGCUUUGUCGCUUUUGACCAUGCCGCGGCUGGCCACGACGGUGUCCAAUGCACUCUGUCCGGCUCCUUUAUCGCAAAGCCCUGCACCCCCGAAGAAGUCGCCUUCUACGAGUCUAGCGCCCUCCACCCGGAAUUUAGAGAGUUUUUUCCUACAUACAUAGGGACUUUAACUUCUGCCGACCAGCAGCAGUACUCUGCCAUCGAAGCUGCUCAGCAGUCCGGUGCGAUUGUUCUCCCCGGAUCAGACUACUCCUCGACAUCGGGCACUCCGAGCGCGACCGGAACAGCACAGCCCAGCGCGGCAGCCUCGGGAUCGACGAGUACCGCGCAGGAUCUCCCAUGGGUUCCUUCGAAUGGAAAAAAGCUGGAGACAGGAAUAUCUAUUGUUCUGGAAAACGUGGCUUCUGGAUUCAAGCGGCCGAAUGUGUUGGACGUGAAGCUGGGCGCAAGGCUAUGGGCUGAUGAUGCGCCCCCUCAGAAGCGAGCGAAGCUAGAUGCUGUAUCCCAAGAAACGACAAGCUCGAAACUGGGGUUCCGGAUUGCCGGGAUGAAGGUCUGGACAGGCGUGAGUGGAGAAAGCGACGAAGGAAGUAAGACCGAUCCAUAUGCUACGAAAUACGAAGGUUCUGAAGGUGCGCGGGGCGAGGUCAUUGAAAAAGACGGAUAUAAGCGCUAUGACAAGUGGUAUGGACGGUCUCUCAAUGAGGACACUGUUAUAGAAGGGUUUCAAAAAUUCCUCGCUGGGGCUAAAGCUGGGGCCGUUGACCGUUCCCAAUUGGUCGCCCAGAGAUUGGCGGACGAACUGAAGAAGGUACAGCAUGUGUUGGAGUCAGAGGAAAGCCGGAUGUAUUCUUCAAGUGUUUUGAUUGUAUACGAGGGAGAUCCAGAAGCGAUGGAACAUGCGCUUGCAGAGGAACAGAAGCCCCGGCCUGAACGGGGUGAGUCCGAGGACGAAGAAGAAGAGGAAGAGGAAGACAUGGAAUUCCACCUUCAGCAGGGCGGGUCAAUCCAGGUGGUUGAUAUACCGGUCGGUCAGGGAACCAAAUCCCACCAAGCAAUCAAUAUCAAUAUCGACCCCGAGAUAGCAGAAAUGGCUGAGUUGGGAGACCUGGGAGAUCUAGAAGACGAUGAGGAUGAGGAUCCUCCAAAGGUGCAUGACCUUCGCCUGAUCGAUUUUGCCCACGCCAGUUGGACACCAGGUCAAGGGCCGGACGAGAAUGUGCUGAAAGGGAUCCGGAGCUUGAUCAAAAUCCUGACCGGACUUGCCGGCGAGUAAGUGUACGAUAUGCAGGCCAAGCAUCCGAAAGUCGCUGGCGAUUUGGAUGAUGCGACAUGAAGCAAUUUGGUGUUAGCGAAUAUACAAAUGUACAUCAACUAUUGAUAUUGAGUAUUCUUGAG